UGUCUGUAUUUCUCAGUUGUAGCUACAUUGCAAAAAAGGUCAACAUUUACAUAAUUUCCCAAUUUCAUCAAAUUUUUCAUGGAUCUCCUGAAAAUGUGAAAGGGACAGUUAGCGUUAAUGUAUGCAACCCCACGCUCAAGAUAGCCCAUCAUGUAUUGUAAAACCGUGUGACCAAUGCCUAACUUGAACCGAGACUUACCUCACCAUUAGCCACUCUCACGUCUCUCACCUGUGACUGUUAUCUUACCAGUUAUCUCGUGUUAGCGUAUGGUUCAACGUCUUCUGUUGACAUUCCGUGUCCAUGUUCAGUAUGUGUUAGUUGUAGGCUAGAUUAAAAACAGAACUUUGCUUUGGCGAGAAACUAUUGAAGUGGAUCACACUAAUAUUGUAUCCUUCUGUGCCAAGUCGUGGAUGAGCAGACGACCACAAUGGCACCGGCCUUCAGGUUUUCAUCAACGGCAGCCCUGACCUUGACCUACUUCUUCGCGACCUUGAUCCACCUCGCGCUCUCAGAACUUCCGGUCAGACACACCUUCGACCUGAGCGUCCGGUACUUUACCGAUGCCAGCAUGACCUGCGACCACCCGUCCUUGAACUUGACCCUGUCAGACGACAUCGCCUCCAUCAGCUGGGUACUGCCAGAUGGCGCUCUCGUGGGAGCAGACACCGUUUUGAACCCCAGCAUGUACGUUUUCACCCCGACGGGAUUCGAACCCGUGUUCUCGACGUACAACCUGACAGCUCUGCAGGUCGACGACCCGUCUUUCGGCUUCUACACGUGCGUUGUGGUGUACACAACGCCGGGUAAAACACCGUCGGUCGUGCGUUGGGGUCUUAACGUCAACGGCGCGGAUUUCACGGAUCUGAUGGAGACGUACCAGACCAACGCCAUCAUCGGAGGCAGCGCAGCCGCAGCCAUGUUGUUAAUCGUGGGCGGGGGGUGUCUGAUCUGGAAUGUGAGGAACAGUCGGAGGUCUGACGAGAAGGAUGAGGGGGAAGGGGAGGAUGAGGGGGAAGUCGGGGAGGUGACUAAGGAGAAGUUUCUGGAACACAGCAACCAGGCGUACGCGGAGGAUGGAGAGAUGCUGAGCGUGGAGGUGCAUGUGGAGAACGGGGGCGGGGAUAUCAGCGUCAAAAUGUGAUGACGUCAGCGGCACGAUUUGAUGACGUUGGCGUUGGAAUGUGAUGACGUCAAAUUUUAGUUGCGAUGACGCUGCUAUCAAAUGUGACGACAUUUGAUAAUCACGUACGUAGUCGGUACGUGAUGGCGUGAACAUUAUAUCCACAUCAUCAUGCCACGGAUUGAACAAUAGUCUCGACGACGGCAUCACCGAGUUAUGACGUCGCCAUCAACUUGUGAUGACGUCAUAAUCUGUAAUCUCUAUUUCAAAUGAAAAAGGAUGGCAUCGAUAUCAAAAUGUGCUGACGUCAACUAAUGUUGUCAACAAAACUGACAUAAAAAAGAGAUGAUUUCUACAGUGGUGUCCACACGAUCCCAAACAAGAUCAGCAUCUGAUGUACACACUGCCAAUACCAAUCGUGUUGUUUGUAAUAAAGAACUGCUCCAAUUCGCGAGGUUGAAGUUAUACUUUCUCACUCCAGAAAAUCUCUAAUAUUUCAUUAGCUACGCAGAAAAUAUAUAAUGAAAAAUUAUUAAUUCUCAAAUUAAACACUUCAUUGAACUCGUAUUUGUA
Molecule: messenger RNA, 1694 nt
Organism: Physella acuta
Lineage: Eukaryota; Metazoa; Mollusca; Gastropoda; Physidae
Source: RefSeq, a predicted model, not a curated record